CUGCAAGUGUAGCCAAAGACCACCCGCUCGUCGCCGAUCGGAAACGAUGCCAUGCAGCCGAGCCGCCCCCCGCUCCGCGCCCCGGUGCUACGCCACGCGCUGCCGCGGCCGAGCGUGGCGCGGAGGGCCAAGGCCUGCGUGGCUGGAAGCUCCAGAGACCUGCGAGAGCACCUGCUGUUGGCAGCCGCCGGCUGUUGCUUGGGCCGUGGUGCCUUCAAGGACGCCUGGAAGUCCUUGGACGAUCCCUCAAAGAGCUUCGAGGCUCUCUUCCCGGAGAGGAGCCGCAGGGCCUCCGAGAGCCUUGCUCCGCAGCGCCCCGUCGCGCUCCUCGACUCCCAGCUCCGCAGCGCCCCGUCGCCCCAGGCGCUGCGGCGGGCGCUGCGCCAGGCCCAGGAGAAGCGCUGGUUGAACGGUGCCCUGGUGGCCACGGCGGCACAGCGCUGCGGGGAAGCGCGCUGGUGGGAGCAGCUCGUGGAGGUCAUCGAGGCCUCUCGCGGCCUCUCCCUGAGCCCAGCGCAGCAACGGACGGUCUUGCUGGCACUGGCCAGCGCUGGCCAUGGCAGGGGGGUCCGAGGUGCUGCGGCUGGCUGUGGAGGUGCUGCCUUCAAGCUUUGCCGGGCUUUGGGCACCGAGCAGGCAGCUCUCCUCUGGGCGGAUCAGCUGUGGGACUGGGCCAGACGAGUUCUACCACCAGAGGCUUGGAGCUCGGGGACGUUGCCAGAACAACGCCUGGGACUGCUGGAGCUGCAGCAACGCUAUGAGGAGGUGGACGCCAUGGUGAGGACCCUGACGCCCACUGCCUGGCUCCUCCGGAAUCUCCUCUCGGCCGACGCCACGCUGCGCGACUGGCAGCGGGCCGAUGAGCUUUGGGCGCAGAUGGCCAGGGCUGCACCUGCAGAUGGCCUGGCAUACGCAGCCUAUGCCAAGGUGCACCUGCUUUGUGGCCGGCCGGGUGCUGGAUUGGAGAUCUUGGAUCAGAUCAUGCACGGUGUUCACGAAGAGGACACCUACCUGGAUGCCCAAUACGCGAUAGACUACCUGCAGAUGUUGCUGGUCGUGUGUCACUCCCACACUGAUGCUGUGAAUCUCCAACGCCUACGAGGCUCCUUCUUGGUGUCGCUGUCGAACUCCCGGGGCCUGCAGAGGCAUUGGGACCGUUUAGAAGUAUACCCCACGCUUUCUCCACUUCCUCGAUCAUUGAAGGCCAUCAGCAGCAUGAGUGAUCCAGACCGAUCAAGAUGGACCGCUCCAUGGACCAUCACUGGGAUCUUUUUGCGGUUCAUCCGCUUCCAAGGGAUCUUCCAGGUGGUCCAUCGAUGCUCGUUGCCUGUGGCGUGUUUUUUUCUCGAUUUAAUUAGUCGGAUAUACCGAUAUAGCAUAACAUAG
Durusdinium trenchii is the source of this 1386-nucleotide messenger RNA. Lineage: Eukaryota; Dinophyceae; Suessiales; Symbiodiniaceae. The record is from the annotation of a GenBank genome assembly.